AUGGCAUACAUCCAAGAAUGUAUAUUUUUCUUCCUUGUAUGGCUAAUUUCAACCAUCUUUAUUCGAAAGCUAUUCAGAAAACGCAGCACAUGUUCUUGUCUCCCUCCAAGCCCAAUUGCACUUCCAAUCAUAGGCCACCUUCAUCUUCUUGGUCAUUUACCACACCAAGCAUUUCACAAGCUUUCAAACCAGUAUGGACCCUUGAUCCACUUAAGACUUGGGUCCGUGCCUUGUGUAGUUGCUUCUUCACCAGAAAUGGCGAAAGAGUUCCUCAAAGCUCAUGAAAUCUCAUUCGCUAGUCGACCAAAAACGGUUGCUGUAGACUGCUUAGCUUAUGAUGCAAAAGGCUUCUCUUUUGCACCUUAUGGACCUUACACAAAAUCCAUGAAGAAGCUAUGUGUUUCUGAACUUCUUGGUGGUCGAACAAUUGACUUGCUUCUUCCAAAUAGACGCGAUGAAAUAAGACGUUUUAUUGCAUUACUAACAGAAAAGGCCAAAUAUAAUGAGGCUGUGGAUCUGGGAGGUGAGCUUUUAAGGUUGGCAAAUAAUGUUGUUUCAAGAAUGAUAAUGAGCAAAAGAUGUUCUGAGAAUGAAGAUGAAGCUGGGGGUAUGAGAAAGCUCAUUCAAGAGUUUGCUGAACUGACUGGAAAGUUUAAUCUAUCAGAUUUUAUGUGGUUUUGUAAGGAUCUUGAUUUGCAAGGAUUUCGAAAAAGUGCAAUAGAUAUCCGCAACAUGUUUGAUGAGAUGAUUGAGAGGAUCAUAAAUGAGCACCAAGUGGCAAGGAGGAAGAGAAAUCAUGAAGGUGAAGUAGUCAAAGACCUACUUGAUAUUUUGCUAGAUAAACAGGAAGAUGAAAGCUUUGAGAUACGAUUAAGCAGAGAGAACAUCAAAGCCUUUAUCAUGGACAUGUUUGCUGCUGGAAGUGAUACAUCAGCUAUUAUGAUAGAGUGGGCACUAGCAGAGCUGAUUAACCAUCCCCGCAUAAUGCAGAAAGCUGUACAAGAAAUUGAUUCCGUCGUUGGAAAGAACCGUCUCGUCGAAGAAUCGGACAUAGAAAACCUUCCCUACCUUCAAGCCAUCAUCAAAGAAACUCUAAGACUUCAUCCUGCAGCACCAAUGAUAGUCAGAAUAUCAAGUGAAGACUGCAAAAUAGGGGAAUACGCAAUUCCAGCAAAGACUAGACUAUUCGUGAAUAUUUGGAGCAUUAACAGGAAUCAAGAUUACUGGGAAAAUCCACUUGAAUUUCAACCAGAAAGAUUUUUGAGUGAAGAGAAAAGCGCUAAAGUUCAAUUAGAUGUAAGGGGACAACACUAUGAAUUUUUGCCAUUUGGAUCUGGGCGAAGAGGUUGUUGUUAUUAUGCCUGUAUUUGUAAAUAAUG
Molecule: messenger RNA, 1379 nt
Organism: Nicotiana tabacum (common tobacco)
Lineage: Eukaryota; Viridiplantae; Streptophyta; Magnoliopsida; Solanales; Solanaceae
Product: 3,9-dihydroxypterocarpan 6A-monooxygenase-like
Molecular function (GO): monooxygenase activity; heme binding; iron ion binding
Source: RefSeq, a predicted model, not a curated record